Molecule: messenger RNA, 506 nt
Organism: Papaver somniferum (opium poppy)
Lineage: Eukaryota; Viridiplantae; Streptophyta; Magnoliopsida; Ranunculales; Papaveraceae
Product: WAT1-related protein At4g19185-like
Exons: 5
Coding region: 1-420 (139 amino acids)
Cellular component (GO): plasma membrane
Molecular function (GO): transmembrane transporter activity
Source: RefSeq, a predicted model, not a curated record
AUGGAAUUGAUGGAGCAACGUUUGCAAGCGUGGUCAGCUAUAUUCGGAAACGAUGUUACUGUAUUGUUGCACGAAAAUGAUUUCAUUGCCGGGGCACAACCAGAACCUGCUGGAUGGUUUAUAUCUAGUUUGAUUGGAAAUUGCUUUUGCAUGGCUGCAUAUCUAUCCUUGCAGGCUCCGCUGCUACUAAAGUAUCCGGCCAGCCUAUCAGUGGCUGCAAGCUCAUACUUCUUUGAUGAAAUGUUCAUGGUUAUUGCUAGAAUAUCUGCCACAGAUGGAAAUAUUGUCUGGACUUUGACGCGAUCUAAGUUGGCUGCAGAUUUAUGUGCUGGAAUUGUUGCAUCUGAUGUUAAUAGCAACGACAUGGUCCAACACUGGUGGCUCUCUUUGCAUCUGUUUUUCUAUCAACGAUUUUCCUAGGAGACGCUAUUUACCUUGGAAGCGUAAUAGGUGGAUCUCUAAUUAUUGUUGGACUGGAUACGGUAACUUGAGCAUCUUACAGAGAG